Messenger RNA from Amoebophrya sp. A25, 2791 nucleotides. The record is from the annotation of a GenBank genome assembly. Lineage: Eukaryota; Dinophyceae; Syndiniales; Amoebophryaceae.
ACACGAAUUCGAAGAACGCGGGAGCACCCGAGUCUUCUGCUGCUCGUGGAGGUGCGGAUGCGGACGCUUCUGGUCAAGCGAACAGUUCUCAAGGCGAUCAGAGAGGAGGUGCAGCAGGAGGCGAUGGUGUUGGAGGCGAUGGUGGAUCGAAGCUUCCGGCAGCCCCUGAUGCAACCACAGACGGUAAUACUGAUGUUGCUAAUGGAGGCACUCCAGCACUGGCGCAGCAGACUGGGACCCCAAGUGCGGCUCUCGAAAACAAUGAAGAUAGUGGUGGUGUACAAAAAGAUGACAACGGCGGCUCAGGACCGGAAGGUGAGCAGGUGACUGGUGUGCAAGGUGCAACGCAGAGUCCGGGUCGUGGUCAGGUUGAUGCUGGUGCUGAAGCUGCUGCCAAUGCGGGCAUUGAUGCCGGAGGAGCACGCAAUCCUGCAGGUGACGGCGAUGGGCACAGCUGUGAUGACGCAACAAAGGAUGAUAAGAAAAAUUCGAAGAAGAAGAUGGAUGAAGGGGCCAGCACCAUGGACGUUCGUGGAGAAGGCCACAUCAACAGUGGUGGCGAGGACACUUGCUCUGCCGGCGGCGAGAACCAACGGGACGAUGCACCACCCUUGGAUGUAGGAGCUCCUUCUACGACAGCAGCAGGUAAAUCUGCUGGUGGCAACGGUACGACAGGCGAUGCAGAUGGAGGUGGCGGUGGAAGUGGACUUGGCUCUGGAGGUAGGGAUGGGGAUGACACUCGUGUUGGCCAUGCCGUUGUCGUGGACUCCGUUGAGCGGGACACUCAGGAACAUGGGUCUACAACUGAUUCGCGACAUCCUCGAAGAGACUCACUAGAACACUCUCAGGAACAUGUUUGUGGACCUUCUGCUGGUCUUAGUUCAGGUACUGCGAAUUCUAUGGGCAGGAAAAAUACGUCUGGGAGUGGAACGGAUGUUGACGUGGGAACAAAUUCCGGAUUUGCUGUUAUUAUUUCCGGAGGCCCUCCGCUACCUCCGUCGAAAGCUGAAGCUUUACAAGAUCCUGGAUCUCCGACCCACGUACUAGUACUCGAUGUCGAUGGAGGAGGAGCUGGCUCUGGUCAGGCACCGCAGUGGCCCACUUCUAGUGCUGAAGAAAGCAAGUGGAUGCCGGAUUGGGCUUUUUACCUGUUGGUGUUCGGCACUGCAGGGGCUGUUGCGCUCACUGGAUUGCUAAUUUGGUGGCUCCGUCCUUGUGGCGGACCGAGCAAGUCGUCUCCGUGGGAGACGUCGGCGGACGGGAUUCGUGGGCCGACCGUCGUGUAUUCUGCCACAGCUCCUCACGCGGGUUCGAUGGGCGGGUCCUCGUCGGAUCAUGUUGCGGAAGAGCAAUCUGGCACCAAGCAUGCUGACAGCAGUAGUACCACGACCACAUCUAGUGAAGAGGUACCAUUGAUACGUGCCAGCACGCGGUCUAAGCGCUCAGCCUCCAGACGAGGAUCAAAAAGCAAGCGCAAGAAACGAUCGAAAAGCAAGAAAGCUGAACUGGAACGACGCAAGAGUCAGGAAGCAGCGGUGAGGGCAUCGAGACGCUAUUCAGAUAGCGCUGCGAGCUCAGUCAUGUCGGAAGUUUGACGAAUACAACUUGCCUCUACAUGAAGAUGUAGUUGGUUGUUUGAUGGACCUUGAAGGCUGCUCGUCGACGGAAGUUGAUUCAUCUUGAAAUGUUGUAAACGAGUGUCCUGUCAUGCUACUCCUAGUCUAUCCAACGACUUCAUAGACUAUCCUUGUCUCGAUGGAGGCUCACAAACAUGAAAAUGGUCUUCGUCAUCCCUUGUUGUACAUAUGGUUUUUGAGUGGUGUGUCAGCAUGAGGAAUCCACAAUGUCCACAUGGUUCCUAGCACGUAAAGAAGUGAGGUCCACUACCGCUGAACAUGAGGUCCACAUAUUGUUCUUGAAGGGUUACUAGCAUUUCAUUUUCAUUUCCCACUAGUAGUGGCUGCGUCUGCGGCAAUUGUCUUUAUAUUUCCCACUACGUAGUAGAAGACAAACUCACAAUAGAUUUCCACGUAAUACGAAAAACUUCAUAAGAAUGUACAGGUGUAGAAGAUAAGGUGUAGCUAAAUUGAUCAAUCAUAGUUGUCCUCUUUUCUCCUAGAUCUUUGACCCUCUAGAAAUUAUAUCUAUAAGUAUAAUACGUUUAGCACUUAAUCUCACCUACGGCGCACGGUCCUGAGUACUUGAAUAAGACUGUUUGACUGGGAUGCAUAGAAAGCUGGAACCUAAAAGAUUACAGUCACUAGACUGUGAUUCAUUUUCAUCUAGCCAAGGAGUAGAGGAAUGUUUUUGACCUGUUUUCUUACGAUUUCCAUCUGAUAGUGCGGAUAUCCUCGCGCCAACCACGCUCAGGUUCGAGGAAUAUCAUAGACUUUUCUUUCCUUGAGGACACGACACGGGGACCGGACUUUCACAUGUCCUUGCAAUGAGACUCGAACUUAGACUCGAAACCAUUACUGCACGUGCUGUAUCUGGAGAGGACGAAAAAACUUCUAGCCCCGCACGAUCAACAUAUGGUCAUACAUAGUCAUACGGUCGGACUUGCGACACAUGAUUAUCCAGAAACUGAGGUGCUUCCUGGUUCAUACCGCAGUUUCAUGAACAUCACAUGAUUAGCCAGUAACUGAGGUGCUUCCCAAUUUGAAUUCAAAAUUCGUUGAGUCGUCGGGAGCAUGAGAGAUCUUCAGGAUGGGACUCAUCCGGCGUUCUGGAUACGAGGCUGAAGUGGAUGCGAGGCUUCUGAACCUCGUUGGCGUCCAGCGUUAUGUCAUCG